Branchiostoma floridae (Florida lancelet) is the source of this 3140-nucleotide messenger RNA. RefSeq names its product oxidative stress-induced growth inhibitor 1-like. Bases 410 to 2017 code for a protein of 535 amino acids. Lineage: Eukaryota; Metazoa; Chordata; Leptocardii; Amphioxiformes; Branchiostomatidae. The record is from RefSeq and is a predicted model, not a curated record. The transcript has 9 exons.
GGUUCCAGAAAGGUCAACGUUCGUACGGUGAUGCAAUGCGGUGUAACAGGCAUGGCGUGAUCUUUGCGUGAUCGCUUGGCGGAAAAUCCAUAAAGCUGUCCUUCUUUUCAUACACAAAACAAGCUCCAGACAGUGCAACCGGGUCGUCGGUAAAUGCAGCUUUCGAAUUGCCCCACCCAUGCAUGAAGUGGUACCUCCCACUUCAAGGAUUGGAACUUCAGUGAAAGGACCUGACAUCUCAAGCUUUGUCAUAUUGACAUUCCUUCAGAACAAAUUCUAACCACUGUGUGUGCUGGCUCUGAAAAUCUGAGAAGUGCAGUGAUUGGUCCUUGUGAGUUCCACUUCUGGAAUAUGAGAGGUGAUACGGCCCAUCCCACAGCGUUCCUUACGUCUUGACCAGUCUUCAGAAAUGAAAGAUAGAAUGGAGGAUAUCCAGCUGCAGGAUGUGAUGGGGAGUCAGGGGACCUGUACCGGAGUGCUUCACACCGAUGUUGUCAUCAUAGGAAAUGGUCCCUCAGGUAUCUGUCUGUCCUACCUGUUGUCAGGGAACUGGCCUUACGUGAAUAACCACCCCCAUCCCAACCCCUUCCUGGAGCGCAAACUGAGAGAGAAUUCAGACUGUUCCAUACUUCAGCAGGACCUGCAGUACCUGUCGGAGGGGCUAGAGGGCAGAUCUAACAACCCGGUUGCCCUGCUGAUGGACACCCUGUGCCACCCCAACGCAGACCUGGGAAUGGAUGAACCCUCCUGUCUGCAGUGGAACCACCAUCCAGCUCGGAACAUUCCACAUGUGGUCUUGGGGAGGGGACCACCAGGAGGGGCAUGGCAGGAUAUGGAUGGAUCCAUGCUGACCCUGAGUCUGGGAAACUGGAUGGAGUUACCCCAGAUGGACUUCAGACAAUGGGCACAGCACCACAGAAGUGAGAGGAAGAGGACUUGCAUGCGAUGUGGCCAAACACACUGCAUUAGCUUGACAAGAUCUCAGCACGGUGGUGUAAACUGCGCCCGCCAGGACAGGGCGUACAUUUCGGACGUGGCGCAGUACUACAGCGACUACGUGAAGCACAUGGGCCUGGAGAAGAACUUCCUGGUGGGGUCGACAGUGACGUCUGUCCGUCGGCUGGUGGUGGACUGUGCCUUCAUCAACCAGGAGAGUGGGGAACAGGAGGCCUCGUGUCAGCUCCACCGGCCAGAGUGCUGCCGGAAGAACAUGUGGGAAGUCAGAGGCGUCCUUCAGGCCGACGACCUCCAGCAGCCAUUUUGUUACCACGCACCCCAUGUUGUCAUGGCAACAGGAACCACCGACAUCCCCAACAGGCUCGACUUUAAGGGAGACAAUGACAAUGACGUUGUAGUCCACGACCUCAGGGAAAUCGAAAAAGCUAUAGCAAACAAAGAACUUGACGAACACUCUGAUCCGGUAAUGGUCGUUGGGGCGGGUCUCACUGCGGCGGAUGCCAUCUUGUGUCUGAGGUCUCGUAAGAUCCCCAUUGUCCACGUGUUCCGUAGAGAUGUCAAAGAUCAGGGCCUGAUAUUCAAGACCCUCCCAGACGGUUUGUACCCGGAGUAUCACACGGUGUAUCAGAUGAUGAAGAGUAAGGAUGGGUACCCGGGGUACAAGAGCUAUCCCCGGCAUGAAAUACUGGAGAUGAGGGCUGGCAGGAAAUGCGUUCUUAAGGGGCCAGUAAGGAGAUGUCUGAUCGGAAGGAUGAUAGAUUGUCCCGAGAAGGUGGUCCAUGUCUCAAAAGUCCUUGUCCUCAUCGGUGCAAGGCCGAAUUUGUCUUUCUUGGGGAACAAUGGGAUGGACCUGGCCGUAGACAGUACCAAACAGGUCUCUUGUAAGAAGAACCCCAUAGAUGUGGAUCCCUACACAUUUGAGAGUGCCAGGGCACAGGGGCUGUAUGCUGUGGGGCCUUUGGUAGGGGAUAACUUUGUCAGGUUUGUAAAGGGAGGACCUUUGGGCAUUGCAAGUCAUUUGGUGAAAACAAUGAUGGACAGUGACGCUACCAUGAUGUAAACCUGGCUUGUCCACUGGAAAUAUUAAUUGGUCAUUUCCAGAGGUAGAAUCUCUAACAGUUACUAAAUUCGCUCAUCCUAUAUCUCUAUUAGGAUCAUGUUAUGCUUAGCAUAUACAUGUAGUAGAGUGGACUCAUUCCUCAGCUGACAUUUAUCACACCAGUCAUCCCUCAGUAAGACAUCUGGAGCCACAUAGUUCUAGUUAAGAACUUUUAUUCCAGUUAAUCAGGUUGUGCUUAGUAGAUAGAUGUACAUGUUGUAAUAGUAAGAAGUGCAAGCUGCAACUUGUCUCCUUGUACACUGAUAUCUUAACUACCACAACCACAUUUUUAAACUCUGAUCUUUUUGAUGUAGUGCAACCCUGGCCUUUCCAUGAAUGUUGUAGAUAUUUUGUAUGUUUUGUUGUCAAGUUUCCUUUGUUUGGAAAGACCAGGAUAACUGUUGUGUGUGUGGCUAUGUCAGUGUCAGGAUUGUACAAGAAAGACUGCCAGUAAUAAUGACUGUAAAAGAGAAUAAUUACAUACAGUAAGUGGUGGAAUUUGUCAGUCAUUUACUCUAUAAGACAUUAUUUACACAUGAUAUACUUGUGCAACUAUAAGAUAUUUGUAAAAGUUGUUUUACUUUUACUUUUGUUUGCUUAACAUCUUAUUUGCAAGGGGUCUUUUUGACCAUACAUUUUUGUACUGUGUACAAUGUCAAUGUGUCAUCCAGGAUGGAUAUAGUUGAACUUUCUGUUUGGUGUAUUUAUGACUGGUUUAUGACAUGUUUUGUGUAUGACUUGUUUAAUUCUUGAUCAAAUUCAUGUUUAAGUAUAACAUAUUGUGAUGCCAGAAAAUAAUAUCUUACAUGUGCUUAUUAAAAAUCCCCUUUUCCAAUGGAGACAAUCUAAAUCAAGCUAUCAUGAAAUCGACUUGUUUGACUAUGCUGUAUAAAGGGUAUGUGAAUGAAAGUUUGAGUAUACAUUGUACAUGUAGAUGUAUAAUAUUGAUAGUACCGGUUACUAUGUACACCUUAGCACGGAUGCAAUUUUGUAUACAAAACACAGAAAAGUCAUUGAAUUCAACACAGUAUGCUUUUUUGUAGUUGGAUGUGAAUGUCAGAAUAAAAAUUUUCCUACGGAUUUU